UGUCCGUCUGCGUCGCCGCCGUCGCCGCCCGCGCCCCCGCUCCGGUCUGUGGUGCAGCCGAGACCCGGCACCAUGUCGCUGUCGCGCUCGGAGGAGAUGCACCGGCUCACGGAGAAUGUCUACAAGACCAUCAUGGAGCAGUUCAACCCCAGCCUGCGGAACUUCAUCGCCAUGGGGAAGAACUACGAGAAGGCCCUGGCAGGUGUGACGUUCGCUGCCAAAGGCUACUUCGAUGCCCUGGUGAAGAUGGGGGAGCUGGCCAGCGAGAGUCAGGGCUCCAAGGAGCUGGGGGACGUUCUCUUCCAGAUGGCCGAGGUGCACCGGCAGAUCCAGAACCAGCUGGAGGAGAUGCUGAAGUCUUUCCACAACGAGCUGCUCACACAGCUGGAGCAGAAGGUGGAACUGGACUCCAGGUACCUGAGCGCUGCGUUGAAGAAGUACCAGACGGAGCAGAGGAGCCGCGGGGACGCGCUGGACAAGUGCCAGGCCGAGCUGAAGAAGCUGCGCAAGAAGAGCCAGGGCAGCAAGAACCCGCAGAAGUACUCGGACAAGGAGCUGCAGUACAUCGACGCCAUCAGCAACAAGCAGGGCGAGCUGGAGAGCUACGUGUCGGACGGCUACAAGACCGCACUCACCGAGGAGCGCCGGCGUUUCUGCUUCCUGGUGGAGAAGCAGUGUGCUGUGGCCAAGAACUCAGCCGCCUACCACUCCAAGGGAAAGGAGCUGCUGGCUCAGAAGCUUCCAGUCUGGCAGCAAGCCUGUGCCGACCCCAACAAGAUCCCGGAGCGCGCGGUGCAGCUGAUGCAGCAGAUAGCCAGCAGUAACGGCUCCGUGCUGCCCAGCGCCCUGUCGGCCUCCAAGUCCAGCCUGGUCAUCUCGGACCCCAUCCCGGGGGCCAAGCCUCUGCCUGUGCCCCCCGAGCUGGCGCCCUUCGUGGGGCGGAUGUCAGCCCAGGAGAGCGCGCCCGUCCUGAACGGCGUCUCCGGCCCAGAGAGCGAGGACUACCACCCCUGGGCUGACCGCAAGGCCACCCAGCCCAAGUCCCUGUCCCCGCCACAGUCACAGGGCAAGCUCAGCGACUCCUACUCCAACACACUCCCCGUGCGCAAGAGUGUCACCCCCAGAAACAGCUAUGCCACCGCUGCCCACGCUGUCCCCACAGCUGAGAACAAGACUCUGCCCCGCUCCAGCUCCAUGGCCGCCGGCCUGGAGCGCAACGGCCGCACACGGGUGAAGGCCAUCUUCUCCCACGCGGCCGGCGACAACAGCACGCUGCUGAGCUUCAAGGAGGGCGACCUCAUCACCCUGCUGGUGCCCGAGGCCCGCGACGGCUGGCACUACGGCGAGAGUGAGAAGACCAAGAUGCGGGGCUGGUUCCCUUUCUCCUACACGCGGGUCCUGGACAGCGAUGCCAGCGACAGGCUGCACAUGAGCCUGCACCAAGGCAAGAGCAGCAGCACGGGCAACCUACUGGACAAGGAGGACCUGGCGCUCCCGCCCCCUGACUACGGCACGUCGGCCCGGGCCUUCCCCGCGCAGCCAGCCGGCACCUUCAAGCAGAGGCCCUACAGCGUGGCCAUGCCAGCCUUCUCCCAGGGUCUGGAUGACUACGGGGCGCGGUCCGUGAGCAGUGCCGAGGAGGAGGUGGCCAGGUUCUGAGCUCCCUGCCCGGAGGUAGUAAGUGGCCUGCUUUCUGCGUGCCGCACCCCCGGCCUGGGUCGGGGCAGCCACGCUCAGUGCAGGGGCCCGGCUGCCCGGCACAGCCUGGGGGUCAGCCUAGCCUGUCGGGUCCUGGGCUCUGGGCUUCUUUCUGGGCAUCCUCCUUGGGCUCACGGACCUUCUGUGCUGGGUGUGGUGCUGGCCUCUCCUGCCCCUGUGGGCUGCUUCUGCCAUGGUCACGGGUGACCUGGAGCUAGUCUCUGCCCCAGCCGUGCGCUGCCGGGUGUGGGGGGCGGGUCUGAACCGGCGUGGUGGGUGUCAUAAGGUGAGCCCCAAGCAGGGCAGGCCUUGGCUCCUGCGGCCGCGUGGGCACCGGCGCCGCUCUGCUCUGUUGCCGUCUGACCCCAACAUGGGGCAGAUGCCCCAGAGCAGGCGCUAAGCGUCGGCACGCCUCACUCGUGACCACUGCUGUCCUCCAUCCUGGGCACAUGCUCUGACUUGGAGAGCUGGAGUGUGACUUCUAGAUGGUUCUGUAGAAGCAUGAGCCUGGAGUUAGAAGCAGGGCCAUGGCUGAGCUGGCAUUCUUGCUGGGGCCUUGGCCUGGGUUCUCCCAGGCCUUGCCUGACAAUGGUGUGGGGGGGAGCUGUGCCCAGCCUUGGCCUGGUGGUGCCAGGGGGAGCUGUGCCCAGCCUGGCUGUGCUCAGGGCCCCGAGAGCAGGGCUCAUGGCAUCAGUGGGCAGGGCAGUGCCAAGCCCACUUUGUUUACGUUCUAGCACUGUAGGGCUGCAGAGGGGAGCAGCCUAAGUCCUGGAGUUGUGUAGCAAGUGCCCCUGUUGACAGUGGUACCUGCACGCUGUGUGUGGGCACCGUGAUUGCCCAAGGCACCUGACUACUGCCUAGGACCGUGGCCAGGCCCCCGCAGCAUGGGCCCUCUGCCCAGAGCCCUGGCACCCAGGCUGCUGCCCUGCAUGGCUCCGUCUGUUCUGGAGACACCGUGGCGGCCAGCACUCCCCCUUAUCGCCCGGAGGGGUGGCGUUCCUGUCACGGCUCUCCCCC
Messenger RNA from Ochotona curzoniae (black-lipped pika), 2715 nucleotides. It is a transcript of the gene BAIAP2, whose product is annotated as BAR/IMD domain containing adaptor protein 2. Gene Ontology annotation, cellular component: nucleoplasm; cytosol. The coding region runs from base 73 to 1659 and encodes 528 amino acids. Lineage: Eukaryota; Metazoa; Chordata; Mammalia; Lagomorpha; Ochotonidae. The transcript has 14 exons. Gene Ontology annotation, biological process: plasma membrane organization; actin crosslink formation; positive regulation of actin filament polymerization. Gene Ontology annotation, molecular function: cytoskeletal adaptor activity; protein binding. The record is from RefSeq and is a predicted model, not a curated record.